AUGGAAGUUGAUCACAGCUCAAAUUCUGAACGGCUAGAGUUUCUCUACCUUAAUAUGGUAGGGCAAGUCGUUCAGGUGCAUACGAUCGAUGGGUGCAUUUCGGAAGGGAUAUUUGUCUCGCGCACGGACCCCGAAACGUCCGAGAAUGAAGCUGGCAUCUUUGUCUCCUUUCCCCGUUUUCUUCAAUCGCCCCACCACGAUCCGCUGGACCCAGCGGAGCUCUCCACCGAUGCCCGCCUCUUCUGCUACAAGGACAUUGUCAUGGUGGAUGUUGUGCACCUAAAGCUGCGCACGGAAACGCCUGGCAUGGGUAACGUUCACUGUUACCGUGGCGAGCAUGACCUGAAGACGCUGGACUGGGCGGAGGAGUGCACGGCGGAGUUGCUGGAGUCUGAGAAAAUGUCUCCCGGUGAAUGGGAUCAGUUUAAGGCAAACGAGCGUUUUGGUGUCACAUCCACCUACAAGGAGGACUUCUACACAACCAAACUUGACCGCUCCAAGCUUACAAAAGAGCAGCUGGAGUACGCAGAUCGCGUCGCAAAGGCGAUUGAAAACUCGGCGACUCGUGGUAUCCAGCACCAGGUGGAGCGUGAAGAAAUCGCCGCGAUCGACUUAGACGAGGGCCUCCUGUACUCGGACGUCAUUCGUGAAAACGGAGGUAGAGCGGGGAAGAAGGCCCCUGGUACGACAAUGCCACCGCCACCACCGCAGCAGCAGCAGCAAACCCAACAGCCAGUUCGCAAGGCAACCCCCGAGCCACCCGUGGGCGGGAAGGUCAUACCGACCAAGCGAGGGACGGUCGACGAGGGCGCGCCAGUUCCUAUCGAAGGAGGUCAGAUCAAGGAUUUCAACCCCAACCCGGCGGCGGCGCCUUUUGUGCCCACUCGCCCCAUCAUCCGCGACUACCUGUCCUGCAUCGCAGACGCCAUUAACAACAACGAUGAAUGCUACGCGAGCAACCCCGACUGGCCUGGUGAAGAGGACCACUACGACAGGGACGACUCGAGCUACUCCCAUCAGCAUCAGCAUCAACAUCAGAACCAAGGCCAAGGUCACCACCACCACCACCAUCAUCAUCAUCACCAUCACUACCAACAACAGCCGCAACCCCAACAGAUGCCGCAUCAACAGCAGCAGCAACCACAACAGCAACCACAGCAGCAACAGCCACCUCAUCAGCAACAACAGCAACAGCAGUCAUUGGCGCAGGGCCCAGGCCGCGGGAUGCCCCCUCAGGGUCAGUUCAUGGGCAUGUCAGGGAAGAACUACGGCGCCGGUGGUAACAUGGCCCACGGCUUCAACCGCUCCAGCGGACACCUGUCCAUGCAUCACCAGCACCACAUGCCGCACCAUCAGUAUGACAUGGGCAACGCCAACAACGCGGCGUAUAUGCCGGGUAACAACGCGCAAAACCAAGGACAACAGCCGCAGCAGCAGCCUUAUGUCGAUCAAAACAUGAUGGGUCCCUCCUCGUCAAGGAUGGGAGCGAAUAUGCAACAGCAGCGUGCGUCGAAUAAAACGACGCAGCCACAGCAACCGGUGGUGACCGCCUUACCCAUGCAGAAUGUGAACAACACAGGUGGCGGCAGGGGGGUACAGGGUAUGUCUCUUGGGCAGCCUCCCCCGGGCGCCAUUCCAGAAAUUGAUAGCAGUGCGGGCGGGACCACGGUUACCGAGAAGCAGCCCCCUAAGAAAUUAAAACGGGGGGGUGCCUCGAGUGGGAUGGCACAGCGCAGUGAUGCCCCAGACGGUGGUCAAGGAGUUAAGAAGAAGUGA
Molecule: messenger RNA, 1776 nt
Organism: Phytomonas sp. EM1
Lineage: Eukaryota; Euglenozoa; Kinetoplastea; Trypanosomatida; Trypanosomatidae
Source: the annotation of a GenBank genome assembly